Molecule: messenger RNA, 2542 nt
Organism: Antechinus flavipes (yellow-footed antechinus)
Lineage: Eukaryota; Metazoa; Chordata; Mammalia; Dasyuromorphia; Dasyuridae
Gene: MAG
Product: myelin associated glycoprotein
Exons: 11
Coding region: 265-2145 (626 amino acids)
Source: RefSeq, a predicted model, not a curated record
AGUGCUGUCAUGAUGCAGGGAGCUGUUUCCGCCCCCUCAGCACAGUCCCAGCUGCUGCCAGCACCGAAGCGGGAAUGUGUGUGGGGGCUCCAGGCGUGUCCGGGCACAUGGGGCAGCCAGAUACUAUGGGCCCGGGGAGAGGUCGGCCGGCUCGCAGCUUCAGGGUGGAAUAGAGGAGAUCCUUCAGUCGGCUCCAAGGACCCAGCAAAGAUCUGAUCUCUAAGGCAAGCUGCUGCCCCCCCCCAGUUGGUCCUGGGGAGCACCAUGAGGUACCUCACUGCCCUGCCUCUCUUUUGGAUAAUGAUUGCAGCCUCAAGGGGCGGUCAGUGGGGGGCCUGGAUGCCCUCCACCAUCUCAGCCUUCGAGAGGACCUGCGUCUCCAUCCCGUGCCGAUUCGAUUUUCCCGACGAGCUGCGACCUGCUGUGAUCCACGGCGUUUGGUACUUCAACAGCCCCUAUCCCAAGAACUACCCACCAGUGGUCUUCAAAUCCCGGACCCACGUUGUCCACGAGAGCUUCCAGGGUCGAAGUCGGCUCCUGGGAGACCUGGGUCUCCGAAACUGCACCCUGCAACUCACACACCUCAGCCCAGAGCUAGGGGGCAAGUACUACUUCCGAGCGGACCUGGGAGGUUACAAUCAGUAUACCUUCUCUGAGCACAGCACACUGGACAUCAUCAAUUCUCCCAGUAUUGUGGUGCCCCCUGAGGUGGUGGCAGGUACAGAAGUGGAGAUCAGCUGCAUGGUGCCCGAUAACUGCCCCGAGUUGCACCCAACGCUGAGCUGGUUGGGCCAUGACGGCCUGGGGGCUCCGGCCGUGCUGGGCAGAAUGCGGGAAGAUGGCGGUACUUGGGUGCAGGCAUCCCUGCUGCACUUUGUGCCCACUCGAGAGGCCAACGGGCACAGACUCGGCUGCCAGGUCACCUUCCCCAACACCACCUUCCAAUAUGAGGGUUACGCCAGCUUGGACAUCAAAUACCCCCCUUUAAUCGUGGAGAUGAAUACCUCCGUGGAGGCCAUUGAGGGGUCACAGGUGAGCUUGCUCUGUGGGGCUGACAGUAACCCAACCGCUCUGCUGACCUGGAUGAGGGAUGGGGCUGUACUCAGGGAGGCCGUGGCCAGGAGCUUGACCCUGGAGCUGGAGGACCUGACCCCCCAGGAGGAUGGCAUCUACGCCUGCUUGGCUGAGAAUGCCUACGGGCAGGACAACCACACAGUGGGCCUCAGCGUCAUGUACGCUCCCUGGAAACCUUCCGUGAACGGGACCGUGGUGGCCGUGGAGGGCGAAGCCGUGUCCAUCCUCUGCUCCACGCAGAGCAACCCAGACCCCAUUCUCACCAUCUUCAAGGAGAAGCAGAUUCUGGCCACGGUCAUUUAUGAGAGUCAGCUGCUGCUGGAGCUGCCCGCUGUCACUGCCGAGGAUGAUGGGGAAUACUGGUGUGUGGCUGAAAACCAGUACGGGCAGAGAGCCAGCGCCUUCAACAUCUCCGUGGAGUUUGCCCCCGUGAUCCUUCUGGACUCCCACUGCGCGGCCGUGAGGGACAUGGUGCAGUGCGUCUGUGCCGUCAAGUCGAACCCGGAGCCGGCGGUGGCCUUCGAGCUGCCCUCUCGCAACGUGACGGUGAACGAGACGGAGCGGGAGUUCGUGUACUCGGAGCGCACGGGGCUCGUGCUCACCAGCAUCCUCACCCUCCGCGGGCAGGUGCAAGCCCCGCCCCGCGUCGUCUGCUCGGCUCGCAAUCUCUACGGCACCAAGACCCUGGAGCUGCCCUUCCAGGGAGCCAACCGACUGAUGUGGGCCAAAAUCGGGCCCGUGGGAGCCGUGGUCGCCUUUGCCAUCCUCAUCGCUAUCGUAUGCUACAUCACCCAGACCCGCAGGAAGAAGAACAUGGCUGAGAGCCCCAGCUUUGCAGGUGGGGAGAAUCCCCCAGUUCUGUUCAGCAGCGACUUCCGCAUUCCAGGGGUGCCAGAGAAAUCUGAGAGUGAGAGGCGCCUGGGCGCAGAGAGGAGGUUGCUGGGCCUUCGAGCAGAACCCCCUGAGCUGGACCUGAGCUACUCCCACGUGGACCUGGGGAAGCGCCCCACCAAGGAUAGCUACACCCUGACAGAGGAACUGGCUGAGUAUGCAGAGAUCAGGGUCAAGUGAGGGCUGAGGGGCUGCCUGCCUCUUAUCCUUGACCUCAGGACUCCCUACCCCAGACUCUCCCCUGCCACAGCCACGAGUGGUUACUAGGGCUGGCCUCUGGCUCCUCUUCCUCUUAGGGCAAAGGGAGGGGGAAGAGAAGGGAAGGGAGCAGAAUGAGGAAGGGGACCUAGUGGUCUCACCUCCCCCUCCCAACCCCACCUCCUUUCAUUUCCUGGCUCUGCCCUCUCCCUCCCCACAUCAUGACUCCCCUCUAACCUCCUCCAUCCACCUUGUUCAUCAGUCGAGAGGGGAGUUCCUGUCUCUGUUAUUUAUUGCAACCCCAUCCCCCUUCUUCCUUUCUCCUAUGUGGCCCCAGGGUCUGUACAGAGGGAACACUAAAUAAAUGUCCUUGAGGCCA